AUGCGCGGGUGGCUCAAGAUCGCGUUCAUCGCGCUCCUCGCGCUCCUCGCGACGCCCCAAUGCCGCGCGGAGGAGCACGAGAUGCCGAACUUCAAGACCAUGAAGAUCAAGGAGCUCAAGGCGAUCCUCGCCGACAGGGGCCGGGAGUGUAAAGGAUGCGCGGAGAAGGCGGACUACGUAGCGAUGGCUGCGGACGUCUGGUCCCUCCCGAUCGUCGAGAAACCCGCGAGCGGGGACGAGACGAAGGAGAAACCCGCGGAGCCGGAUCUCAACGACGCGGAUCAGGAGCGCAUCAGGCGCAUGAUGGACGAGAUGCAGAACGGACCGCGCCCGACUGGGGAUCCGGAGCGCGACGCCAUCUUAAAAAAACUCCACUCUAGCGGCAUCAAGUUCUCCGGAGGAGAGGGCAUGCCCCUGGACCAGCUCCGGAACCUGGAGAAGGCCAUGGGGAACAUCAAGACCAAGAAACAGGGCGACGGGGACGACGAACUGUGA
Molecule: messenger RNA, 495 nt
Organism: Micromonas commoda
Lineage: Eukaryota; Viridiplantae; Chlorophyta; Mamiellophyceae; Mamiellales; Mamiellaceae
Exons: 1
Coding region: 1-495 (164 amino acids)
Source: RefSeq, a predicted model, not a curated record